AUGUCUGAAGAAGUUCCGCCGAAUACGGACGCCUCAAAUGGUGAGGAUAAGAAGAAAGUUGAGCCAAUUACGAUUCGAGUCAAGGAUCAAUCAGGUGAAGAGACGUUUUUCAAGGUGAAACCCAAUACAAAGAUGGAAAAAAUCUUUAGUGCUUAUGCUCAGCGUAAGGGUGUACCUGCUAGUGCGUUGCGAUUCUUGUUGGAUGGUACGCGCAUUAGUGGGGAUCAGACACCGAAGAUGCUCGAGCUUGAAGACCAAGAUCAGAUUGACUGUGCACUGGAGCAGGUUGGUGGUGGCUCUUGGUGCUAA
Messenger RNA from Peronospora belbahrii, 309 nucleotides. NCBI's taxonomy places the organism in Eukaryota, Oomycota, Peronosporomycetes, Peronosporales, Peronosporaceae. The record is from the annotation of a GenBank genome assembly.